ACGCUAUGAAACUUCAUGUCGCCCGGACGACGAUAUCUGAACCUCAUUCAGUCAGUGUGCAUUCUGCCUUUGCCGAGGUAGGGUGUGUCAAAAGUUUAUCGCGGUCCAGCAAAGCGUUCACAUCGCCGUGUUAGCCUAUGACAUACAAGUAAUAUAAGGAUAUCUAAUCAUGCUACGGUGAAUAGUGUCCAAGUGGAUAUUCUAUAUUGUAAGCCAUUAACUGUUCUGGAAUCAAUAUUUUGACUGGAAAAUGAAGCGAAGUGGGCUCGAAGCGUGAAGACGCGUUCUACACAUGCAUGCUUGUCAGAUUUGAUGACGAGCAACACGAAGACUGACAAGACCAUCUCUCGCUGAGCAGCUCUACAGUCACCCCUCCUGAGCGAGAGACAAGCGAUAUACUUAGAACUUCUUCAUCGCCUACAAUUUAUUGAAAGAUUAUUAAGCCCAAACAUGUGCCAUCAUCGAACCGCUGUGGCAUUUCUUGAUAAGCGGUUUGUGAGAAGAACAUACGAAGUUUAACUGGGUCCUAGUUGUUACUACUGAGAUAUUGUUGUCGUUAUGCCUCGAAUAAGCUUGUCAGUGCAGUAGAAAUAAAGCUUUUGUGACCAUAAUUCUAAGAAAAUUUUGUGAUCAACAUCAUUUCUGAUAAAAGAUGAUUUUUUUAAUAUGCAGUGUGAACUGAAAGGCUCUUCGGAAGUGUUUGAUUUCGACCAGCCACUGAAGAAACGCGUUUUGCUCCUAUGAUCGAUCGGCAAAACUAAUCACGAAAUCACUGUACAUAUCAUAUUCUUUGUCCCUUCACUUGUAUUGGAAACCGCUGGACAAACUUUCAGCCCUUGAUUAUUAACUUUUCCCUUGUUAUUAGGAACACCAAAAUAAUUUAAAAUGGCUUUCCUAAGAACAAUACUCGUUCGUAAACGAGGAAUUUUGGUGAAAGUUUUGAUCGCAGUGCCGGCUGUGUACCUUAUAGUGACUCUAGCUCUCAUGGACCGGUCUCCUGAUAAAGACUUGAACUCCAUCGGGGCGGAGAAAUUACGCCACGAUGUCCGCAAGCCCCAGCAGCACGUUGCGGGGGCGGAUGACGGCAACCCUAUGGAGGCCGCCAGGAAUUUUUUUAUGGAUAAAAAAGAUUCACAAGCGAGCGAGGACAGAGGCCGGCUGCAAAACCAGCAUCCGAGGGUGGAAAAACUUGUCGAUAUCCCACCGAAGACGACUGAUAAAAAAGAAGAUCAUGAGAUCCACGCGCAACAGGCAGUCCUGAUGCCGCCUCAGGAUCCCAACGGUCCUGGCGAGAUGGGCAAGCCUGUCGUACUUGACAAGAAUCUCGACCCCGAGCUCAAGAAGAAAGUUGACAAGGGCUGGCAAGACAACGCCUUCAACCAGUAUGUCUCUGACAUGAUCUCCCUUCACCGAAGCCUUCCUGACCCCAGAGAUGAAUGGUGCAAGGCUCCUGACCGAUACCUGAGCAGCCUGCCCGAAACGUCGGUGAUAGUUUGUUUCCACAACGAGGCUUGGUCUGUGCUGCUGCGUACCGUCCACUCCGUGCUGGACCGGUCACCCCCGCAUCUGCUCAGAGAGAUCAUCCUUGUCGAUGAUAACUCAAACCAAGCCCACCUGAUGGAGCAGCUCGAGAACUACCUCAAGGACUACCCGAAGGUGCGGGUCGUACGUCUGCCACAGCGUGAAGGUCUGAUCAGAGCUCGUCUCAUGGGCGCCAAGCACGCGACAGCGCCCGUACUUACCUUCCUUGACUCCCACUGUGAAGCUACAACCGGUUGGCUAGAACCGCUACUGGACCGCAUAGCUCGCAAUGCCUCGGCCGUCGUUUGUCCAGUCAUUGACGUUAUUUCUGACGACACUCUUGAGUAUCACCAUAGAGACGCCUCUGGUGUCAAUGUCGGUGGUUUUGACUGGAACCUGCAGUUCAACUGGCAUGGCAUCCCGCAAAAAGAACGAGCGCGCCAUCAGCACCCAGCCGAGCCCGUCUACUCGCCCACUAUGGCCGGAGGUCUCUUCUCUAUUGACAAGCAAUUCUUCGAACGCCUCGGAACCUAUGAUUCUGGCUUUGAUAUUUGGGGUGGAGAGAAUUUAGAAUUGUCUUUUAAGACUUGGAUGUGCGGAGGUACGCUGGAAAUCGUCCCGUGUUCUCACGUUGGCCACAUUUUCCGCAAACGUUCUCCCUACAAGUGGCGUACGGGCGUCAACGUUCUUAAGAAAAACUCCAUCAGACUGGCUGAAGUUUGGCUCGAUGAAUACAAGAAGUAUUACUACGAGAGAAUUGGAUAUGAUCUGGGCAACUACGGGGACGUAAGUGACCGCAAGGCACUGCGGGAGCGGCUGGGCUGCAAGUCCUUCAAGUGGUACCUGGACAACGUGUACCCUGAGCUAUUCGUACCUGGAGAAGCCGUCGCCUCUGGAGAGGUUCGCAAUUUCGGACUGGGUGGAGGCACAUGUCUUGAUUCUCCAGCUCGUCGGGCCAACAUGCACAAAGCUGUCGGUCUCUACCCUUGCCAUAAGCAAGGCGGAAAUCAGUACUGGAUGCUGAGCAAAGAAGGAGAGAUCCGCAGAGACGAGGCUUGUCUCGACUUUGCCGGCACCGACGUCAUCCUCUACCCGUGCCACGGCUCUAAAGGAAACCAAUAUUGGGAGUACACCCCCGAGUCUCAGCACAUCGUUCACGGCAGCAGCAAGAAGUGUAUGGCCAUCAGCGCAGACCGCAAGAAGCUGCUCAUGGAGGAGUGUAGCAGCAGCGAGCCAAGACAAAACUGGAAGUUCGAGAACUACGAUGCCUCCAAGAAACUUUGAUCCAACCUUAAUCUAUACAAUUUAUAUCAAUGAACUUGUCCAUACACCAUCAACUGCUUACUGCACUAGGAUUUGUUCUCCGGAUAAACUAGCUCACCGAUAGCUCAACAUCUCGUAAGCAGUUAUCGUAAAAUAUUAGGCUCCUUGAUUUAAAUUUUUUUGCUUAAAAUCCACAAAUUUGUGAUAAGAUGGAGCUUAACGGCAUCAAUUUUUAGCCUCUGCACUGACUGAAGGAAUUAUUUCUCCCAUCAUUCCUACGAUUGUCCUGAGUCUGGCAAACUGCACAGCAACCUUUUUCUCUUAAUUAAAGCUAGAGCUUGAUAAAUUUAAUCUAACUUAAACCCCGAUGAAGUAAGCCCAGUUUUAGUUUUAUUUAACAUGACAAAAAUUUAGUUUAGCAAUACUACUUAACAAACUUCGUAAACAACAUUCCUAUGAGUUGAUUUAAGGAGGCAGAACAUGUACACUAUACAUGUUGUUUGUGACAGGCCAGUCUGGGUAUAAUUGAGGCAGAGCCUCAAACUGAUAACGGUUUCUUUCUUCUUUUUGUUUUGUUAUAUUACUUUUUUGAACUGUGUUUUUCUCGCGGUAACUGCGAUAAAUCUUCAAUUCAACAUUUCAGAUUGACGAUUAUUUGUCAAGUAUUGUGAAAUUGUUUUUAAAAAGUUGAUAGUCAACUUAAUUUUGCGCAGAGGAACAUUUUUUUCUGGAUCUAGAUUACCAAAUAUGGAUUAAAUUAACUAAAAAUGGGUAAGAAAGCCAGCAAAAUCCCGCUUCAAUACGUCACUAUUAUUAAUGUUACUCAGCAUCUUUGAAAUACACUAAAGAUGCAUUUUGCUAAUUAACCUUUUUUUACUAUAGAAUUUUGAGAAAUUCGAUACUAUAUUGAAUAGAACCCGAUUCUUUCAUAUUCAAAAUCCUGAAUCUUAUCAUUAGAUUUUGAUUAGCUGCAUAAUAAUGUACUAUGCCAUGAGUGAGCAUUUAGCACCAUAAUAGCUCGGAGUUUCUGAUCAUAGUUCUAAGAUACCAGAGGAGUUUGUUAAUAGUUACUUUUUACAGCAUUUAUUGGCAAUUGUGUGAACUUGAAGGUUGUGGCUAAGCAGUUUUAUUUUCAGUCAAUUAAUGCAUCAUUUUAAUGACUUCGCUCACGCCUUUGAUCGCUUGACUUUCAUUGAAUGGUUAUGCUUUGGAAUUUUUUAAUUACUAAGCAGUUCUUCAUUUUUUUCAAUUUUUGUGAUCUUUUGAGCGCAAAUUGAACACGCGUGGUAAGCUGUUGAAUGACUGUUAUUUGUCGUGAGUCCCAGUUAAUUUAGGCUUAAGUUUGUUGCCAGUUUCUCUCGAGUAACAGUUUUUCUCGAGCAUACGUUGCAUUUCACUGAAUGUUUCAGGUUAUUUACUUAAUCUUCUCCGUCCGCUCGCAAGUUUUCUCUCUCUCAUUUUUAUUCACACUCUAAUUAUGUUACUAUGACAUCAUGAUACUUUCCUGAUCCAGUUUCAGUGUAAACAUUCUGUUAGAUGAUAUUCCGUACAUUCCAUUUUAAGUCAUACACUAUGAGAUAAUUAAGAAUGUGCCGGCAUUAAGAGCUAUUCGCAAUGAUCGUUUCUCCAUUUGUUUUCUUCGAAAUAAUCGCGUGACCAUUUUUUCGGCAAUGUUCUAAUUUAUUUUCCUCAUAAUAGUUUGUAUUUUCCGCUCGCAGAAAUAUUCUCAAUACACAAGAUGCAUUGAGCUUAAAAUUGCUUAAAAUUUUUCGUUCGAGUUUUUUCGAAAUGCGGACCUCAAGUUUUCGUGUUGAAAAUGUGGAAUAGUCAAAAGUUUUUGUCUACGGAAAAAUUGUAAUCAAAUUGAUUUUUUGUAAUUUUUAUAAGGUGGCAACUUAAUUUACAUUCACUUCAGUUAAUCACUCAUUAACGCAAUCUAAACUCUCUAUCUUCGAAUCCUAAUUCAGGAGUCUUCAAUUAUCUAUUUGCGGUAUAUUUCGUCCCAAAGUAUUGGACGUUUGAAUGUCAAUAACAAACUCCAAAAGUCAACCAUUCAGGUCUCAAUUUUACAUCGCUGUGAAAAAAGAAAUCUUCAGAGAGCUAAGCUAUAUGAUAUUUCAAUGAAUAGCUAUGGUGCUCAUUUCACUGUCAUCACUAUUCUGAAACUUGGGUGGUAUAAUUCUAAUUAAUACAUUAUGUCAAAUUCCUUCAGCUUCUAUCAAAAAUUAUAUUUGCAAUGUACCAACAAUAUCCCAUUGCAUCCACAGCCGAUGUGAGUUCUUGUAAAUUAAAGUUCCACUACAUAUCAAUGUAAGUCUUGUCCACGUCUUGCGAAUACGUGAAGACUCCGUAGAUCAUUAAUUUGGGUCUUUCUUAUUGCUUACUUAAUUAGCAUAGAUUAUAUAAUGUUGAGGAUAUUUUUAAUUGGACUUGUUAUGAGAGUGGUAAGUAAUUGUAUUUACUACUGAAGGGCAUCAGUAACUAAGGUUAUUUUGAUUACCUUUGGAAGUGGUGUCAUUCCUAGACCACAUAUGAAAAUAAUUGAUGUAAACAACAUCAGUAGAAACCCCCUUUUUAAAAUUCAAUUCGUUGAAAUUAUCUUCAAAUUCUUGAAAAAAACAGUCAAGGUUUAUGAAGCGUUACUUAAACCAGGUGAAACUUUAAUUUUGCUAACCAAGUUGUAAGAUAAAAUUGUUUUGUCAACUCGUGCUUCUGGUUCACGUUUUCUGCGUAUGGUGAUGCCCGUGUGUUGGAUUUAGGUAUACAUUUGUAAAUAGUUUUUUAUUGAGGUUUUUGUACAUGAUGUUGCUAUUGAAUUUGUUUCGCGGAGUCGCCUCGAUAGGUCAUAAUAAGCGACAUACAUCGCUUAUAUGGUCGACCUCGCAGCGAAUCCGCGGUUUGAGUGUUGCGUAAAGCUAUUUAUUAAUCAAUUAAUAAGUGCAGAAAUGAUUCUUAAGAUUUAAAAAAAGUCUGAACAUACCAAGUAUGGUGAUAAUGAUCGAAAUUAGGUUCGUCUUACAUAUCAGAAGCACAAUAGAUUAAAUAUAAAAUCAAUUUAUUCGGAUAACGUGAGAAUUUGAUCUCAUUCUUUGAUUAUAAAUCGGAAAUUGCUUCAGUUGAAAGUUUGUUCAAUAAUUUGAUAUAAGUGCGUCAUACUCCAUCUGUAUUAGGGCUAUAUAAUAUAUAUAUUUUUAGCAAGGAAUUCCAUUGCGUAUAAGAGUUCAAUAGUUUCUGUAUGCAUUUGUGCAUACAGAAUAUCAUGUGCACUUAGACAUUCCAAUUAAUGUCCGCGACAUCGAGGAACAUUUCUCAUAAUGAAGUUUAAUCUGUUAUUCAUUGUUAUUUUAUCAUAUCUACAUUCCAUAUUAGUUUGUAUUCCAUAUGCUGUCCUGCCCUGAACACAGCUGGGUACACCCAACACUCUUGGCUAAUGACGAGACGAUGUGUCAAUUGAAUGAAUACAUGACAUGAAUAUAUGAUAUUCAUUUUGAAAGUUAAAAACAAUAUCAUGUGAAUGCUUAAAUCAAUUGGAUCAUUGAAAAUUUAACCUAAUGUUAUCAUAUCUGCUAGCGUUUUAGAUAUUCAAGGAUCUUCUCUCAAAUUUUACUUAAAUUUUCUUGUCGAACAUUAAUUAAUCGUAGUAAAAGUCGCAUAUGUUGUUAGAUAUUUGUAAAAUAUUACGCAAUUCCUUUAUUCAAGCAUUCCAGAACGCGGAACUCCAAUGGCGUUUUUAGUUUAGUUAUUUUGCCUUUAGUUUUUUAAUUCAAUCUGUCGAAAAUUUUGUGUGAUAAAAAUCACUAAAUUUCUGUGCAUGUAGUUGAAUCGCAUGCGAGCGAAGUUGCUUGUAUUCUAUAACUAUCUUCUACUUGGAAAAGUAAUAAAUGAUACUAAAACAUUUACUUUCAAAAAACAGAGAAAUGAUUAAGUUAUUUGAUACUUGAAUGAUAAAUAAUUCUAGCAUUUAGUACGAGAGAAUUUUGUAACAAUUUGGCAAGCAAUUGAUUGAAUCGCUGGUUUCUUCUAACAUCUGCUUCAUAAGUAAGUCAUCUUUGAAUAUUUAUUCGAUUCCAUAUGUCUCACAGAAAUCGAUUCAUAUUUGAAUCGCCUCUAUUCGUUUCAACGUCUUAAUUAUGUAGAAAAAUUAUCAGUUCAUGACAAGUUUCCGUUAUAAUUACUGGAGAAAACUAAUUUAAGAUGGGAGCGGCGACAGCUCGGUUGAGUGAUUCCUCAAGGGUGCCUUAAAUAAAAUAAGAUGAAAUUUA
This is a messenger RNA of Hyalella azteca, 7046 nucleotides long. RefSeq names its product putative polypeptide N-acetylgalactosaminyltransferase 9. Gene Ontology annotation, cellular component: Golgi apparatus. Bases 886 to 2805 code for a protein of 639 amino acids. Lineage: Eukaryota; Metazoa; Arthropoda; Malacostraca; Amphipoda; Hyalellidae. The record is from RefSeq and is a predicted model, not a curated record. The transcript is spliced from 12 exons.